AUGAAAAUAAUUUGUGCAGGCCUUGGGAAAACUGGUACAAAAUCAAUCUCCAAAGCUUUGCGUCAUCUCGGUUUCACGGUUUUUGACUAUGAAGAGCAAGUGUUCGAUUUCUUAGAUCACUGGGUCGAUGUUUUUCAAAAUGGUGCCAAGCCAGAUGUGAAGCGACUAUAUCAAGAUGUUGAUGCGGUGGUGGACGCACCCGGGAAUAUUUUCUGGGAAGAAAUAUUAGAAGCCUUUCCUGAUAGUCAAGUGAUUUUGAGCGAAAGAGAUGAAGAUUCUUGGCUGAAAAGUCUGACAAAUCAACUUGAAGUAGUUUAUAGUGUUCCGAAAUACCAAAGAUUUUACCGUACUAUUCUGUCCCCAACGUCAAGGAAAAUGGCCUUUGUUAACAACUCGUGGCUUAAUUCUGCUCUUGGCACCUCAAAUCAGAAGUCAACUUGUGUUAUCCGUAAGCGAUACCGUGCGCAUAACCAUCGGGUCAAGUCCCUUGUUCCACCAGAAAAGCUGUUGGUGUACAACGUAAAUGAAGGUUGGAAACCACUGUGUGAUUUCUUGGGCUGCGAGGUUCCGACAGCUGCCUUCCCUCAUGAAAAUGUCAAGGGUGAAUACUUCAAACUUCUCCUUUCUGCUACAAGAUAUGGCAAGCAGUGUAUCUGGGAAAUACAGAUGGCAGUGUUUGUAAUCCUGUCUGUCAUUGUAGCUAUUAUAGCUACAUUUCUUGUCCUUUUUUAUAACUACUUUUGA
This is a messenger RNA of Porites evermanni, 744 nucleotides long. The record is from the annotation of a GenBank genome assembly. Lineage: Eukaryota; Metazoa; Cnidaria; Anthozoa; Scleractinia; Poritidae.